Messenger RNA from Lizanozyma spartinae, 690 nucleotides. RefSeq lists its product as uncharacterized. The record is from RefSeq and is a predicted model, not a curated record. The transcript has a single exon. NCBI's taxonomy places the organism in Eukaryota, Fungi, Ascomycota, Pichiomycetes, Serinales, Debaryomycetaceae. Gene Ontology annotation, biological process: DNA replication; DNA damage response. The coding region runs from base 1 to 690 and encodes 229 amino acids. Gene Ontology annotation, molecular function: double-stranded DNA binding. Gene Ontology annotation, cellular component: nucleus.
AUGGCUGAUAUAGGAACUGCAAAGUACCAGAAUAAACGGAUUAAGCUUGCGGGUCCCCAGAAACUUAAGUACUACUGUCAAGUAUGUCAGAAACAAUGUCGUGAUAGUAAUGGGUUUAAGAACCAUGUGAACAGUCCAAGUCAUAUGGGGAAGGUAUCAGAUAUGGAUAUGGGAUCUGUUGAAGACUACCUGAAACAGUUUUCUACUGAUUUUCUAAGGUUAUUAAGAUUAAACCACGGCACAAAGAAGAUCAAUGCCAAUCGUUUUUAUCAAGAAUUCAUUCUUGAUAAAGAGCAUGUUCAUAUGAACGCCACCAAAUGGAAUUCAUUAACUGCAUUUGUUAAGUACUUGGGCCGAGAGGGACUUGUCAAAGUUGAAAAUAGUGAGUUUGAAAAUGAAUUUGCUUUAGAGAUAAGUUAUAUUGAUAAAGCAGCUUUAAUACGAGAUGGAGAAUCAAAGAAACAAAAGGUGGCUCAUUCUCAAAAGGAUGAUGAAGUCACUGUCCGAUUAUUACAGAAACGUAAAGAAAUAGGGAAGAGAAACUUGGAACAAUAUGAAAAAGAAAAUAAAGCGAAUGAUGAUGUUAAAAGCAAAUCGAACGACUUACCAGUUAAACCAGUGAAGAUAUCUUUAGCAUUGAAGAAAAGGAAGUUAGAGAAACGCUCACUCUUUGGAGGAGAAGACGAUUAA